Molecule: messenger RNA, 1941 nt
Organism: Diutina rugosa
Lineage: Eukaryota; Fungi; Ascomycota; Pichiomycetes; Serinales; Debaryomycetaceae
Product: DNA-directed DNA polymerase alpha subunit
Exons: 1
Coding region: 1-1941 (646 amino acids)
Biological process (GO): DNA replication; DNA replication initiation
Cellular component (GO): alpha DNA polymerase:primase complex
Molecular function (GO): DNA binding
Source: RefSeq, a predicted model, not a curated record
AUGGCAUCCGCCGAAUUACGCGAUCAGAUCGCUAGUCUGUUUGGAUCAGUGUCAGAUGAGCUUGCCGAGCGCAUUGUGAAACUUCUGGAUCUUUACCACAAGUCAAUCGAUGACCUUUACGUGCUGUGGGAGUCAUUCGCGGUGACCAAGCUCGAUGCUGGCGAGUUCAACGAGACUAAUGUUGAUAAGUUUCAACAAUACCUCCAAGAAAGUACUGUGCAAAAGUUUCUGACACCCCAUAGGCACAACAAAAAACGUGUUCUCAAGACUGUCGCAUCGUCAAGUCCAGCACCAGGGGAAGUGACGCCUCUCAAACGAGCUAAACUCACCCCUUACAAAACACCUAAAGCUAAUUUCGGCAGUUCUCCUAAUUACGAAACUGCCGAUAGCUCCUACGCUGAGCCAUACUCAUCACCCACACGGAAGUCUCAAACCCCCAACUCGAACACCAUUAUAGAAACACUCAAUCCCGAUGUCGAUUCCAUUGACCAUGGUUCAGAGGACAGAACUCAGAGAAAUCACAAGAUCGUGGCAAACUAUGAACCCCAAAAAUACAAGUACCGUACCAUGGCUAUGAAAGUAUUGGAGGCAGCUGACUACCUUGAUGACCAGAUUGAAAUGUUUGCAAAUGAGUACAUUCGAGUGAACGGAGUAACGACUGAGAAUGAGAAUCGCAGUACCGAAUUUGGUAACCCUUGUAUCGCCUCGCAAACUGAUAUUUUAUGCUGUGGUCGCAUUGUCCCAGAUUCGACAGCUUAUGAUUCUAAGGCGGCACUCAAUGAUGUUUCGCUUUGCUUAGAAACUCUGCGGACUCAGGGUAUCGGUCAACGUAUACCAUUGGAUAUCCUGAACUUAAGUUCAUAUCUGUUUUUUGCUGGUCAAAUUGUCGUGCUUAAGGGUCGUAAUCCUACAGGUCGGAGGUUUGUUGUACUGGAAGAGUUAGAGUUACCCAGUCUUGGGACAUUAUACUCGACGGCCGAGGAGCUCAAUUCAUAUAACGAACAAGUCAAAGACGGGCUUAAAGUGGUGAUGGCGUCGGGUCCUUUCAGCCCUAUACAACACCUCGACUUCACCAAAUUUUCAGAGUUCAUCCAUCAUGUUAAUACCGAAAUACGCCCCGACGUGGUGGUACUCACUGGUCCCUUCAUUGAUGUUGCCAAUUACGCCGUACGGGAUGGUAAAGUAGAACAUGAUGAUGGCCAGAACUUCGCUGAUGACGACCAACUUUUCAUUCAGAAAUUUGUGCCGCUCAUAAAACAAUUUGAUCAAGUCAUUGAUGUCAUUCUUGUGCCUUCAAUCAAGGAUGUCGUGAUGCGUCAUGUUGCCUACCCUCAAGAUCUGUUUGAUAAAAAAAAGUAUGGCUUACCAAAAAAUGUGAAGGUGAUGCCGAAUCCCGCCAACAUUUCCUUGAACGAGAUGUCAAUGGGUAUAUCUAAUCUCGAUGUAUUCAAAGACCUAGUUGACGUUUCCAAGGGGAGUACAUCUAACAGACUAGAACGCAUUACUCGUCAUAUCAUCCAACAACGACGGUAUUAUCCCGUGUUCCCGGGUCUGGUUGACCAACCUCGACCCAACGAUCCUAUUGAUGGUUUGCUUGAAGGUGGUGCUCAUGGCCAGCUAUUAGCACAAACCAAUGUUGGAGGUUCGUGUCUUGAGCUUUCCUACAUGGGUCUCGCCGAAUUGGGUACAAAUGUGCCCGAUGUGCUUCUUCUUCCAUCCCAGGUGACGCCAAUUGCAAAAAUCAUCGAUGGUAUCGUGACUAUCAAUCCAGGACAAUUCAUCCGACCUCAUCGUGAUUCGCUGAAGCAAUCGGGGUCGUACGUGGUCAUGUCGGUGCAACCACCGCGCAUUGGCGACAAUGUACAAUUAGUCGAGGGUAUGGAAGAUGCUUACCGUCGUUGCUUGCCGCAACGUUGCCGUGUUGACAUUUUACGUAGUUAG